Molecule: messenger RNA, 2330 nt
Organism: Thamnophis elegans (Western terrestrial garter snake)
Lineage: Eukaryota; Metazoa; Chordata; Lepidosauria; Squamata; Natricidae
Product: zinc finger protein 501-like
Exons: 3
Coding region: 124-1650 (508 amino acids)
Biological process (GO): regulation of cytokine production; regulation of immune system process; negative regulation of transcription by RNA polymerase II
Source: RefSeq, a predicted model, not a curated record
CCGGCUUCGUUCGCUUGACGCUAUUGAUCUGGGGAGGAAGAGGACGAUCUUCCAGCCGGACGGCGAGUUUUGUAUCCGGAGAGAGCUGUGAAGGCAUUGUGGUUUCCCAAACAGCCACGUUUGAUGGAGCUAGGAGAGAUUCCUGAGUCUUUAAUGGAGCAAAGUCCCGUCCUCCAGAACAUAGAUUCAGAGUGCCAAGUAGUUCAAAGGCCGAAGGCUCAGGAGGAAGAGGAGAAGGAGGCCAUUUCCAGUUCGGAUAACUCUGAACCAUUCGGCGUACGGGAGAAACUGUUCAGCAAAUCCGAUUUCCACACUCUGAAGGAGGAAGAGAAUUUGGAAAUCAAGCCAAACAAUGAAGAACAGACAAGUAAAAUUAUAACUCAGCCCCUUCAUAAUGGACCAGGCGAUAUAAGCAAUGCAGAUCAAGACAAGAGACAACUUGUGUGCAGCCGAUGCAGAAAAAGCUUCACCAGUACCUCCAACCUUACCGCUCAUGAGAGAAUCCACACCGAAGCGAAACCAUAUAAGUGCCGUCGUUGUGGAAAAAGCUUUGGCAAGAAAUCAACUCUCAUUGCUCAUCAGAGAAUCCACUUGGAGGAGAGACGGUACAGAUGCCGUGUGUGUGGGAAGAGCUUCCGGCAGUUCUCAAGCCGUGUCGCCCACGAGCGAAUCCAUACCGCAGAAAAACCCUAUGCUUGCCCGGAGUGCGGGAGGAACUUCAGUCUGAAAUCAAGCUUGGUUUCCCACCGAAGAAUCCACACGGGAGAAAAACCUUACGCGUGCUCUGAAUGCGGGAGACGUUUCAGCCAGAAAUCGGCUCUGAUUGCCCACAGGCGAACCCACAAAGGUGAGAAACCCUACGUUUGCUUGGCCUGUGGGAAAAGUUUUAGCCAGAGCUCCAACCUCAUUGUUCACAAGAGAAUCCACACUGGGGAAAAACCAUAUCCCUGCCCUCGCUGUGGGAGAAAUUUCGCCUGCAGCUCCAGCCUCGUUCGGCACCAGAGGAUCCACACGGAAGACAAACCGUACAGAUGUGCGGCCUGCGGGAAAACCUUCAGCUGCAAUUCGAGCCUCAGCAGGCACCGGCAGACCCACAAGGGGGAGAAACCCCACGACUGCCCCGAUUGUGGCAAAACCUUCAGUGUGAGCUCCCAACUCAGUGUGCAUCGGAGGACCCACAGGGGAGAAAAGCCCUAUGAAUGCUCAGAGUGUGGGAAAAGUUUCAGUGUGAUGGCGAGCCUUAACGCCCACCAGAGAAUACACGCUGGUACGAAAACUUAUAAAUCUUCCGACUGUCCCAAAAGUGUUUCUCUAAGGUCGAGUCUCAGAGCUCACAAGAAAAGACACAGAGAAAAGGCAUUUGAUUGCAUAGAGUGUGGCAAAACCUUCACCUGCAGCUCUGGGCUCAUUCGCCACCAGAGAAUCCACACGGGGGGGAAACCCUUCCGUUGUGGAGACUGCGGGAAAAGCUUCAUCUUAAGCUCCAACCUUAUCGCCCACCAGCGAACUCACACGGGAGAAAAGCCGUACCAGUGCUCGGAAUGCGGCAAAUUCUUCAGCGUGAGUUCACAGCUCAACGUCCACCAGAGAACCCACACGGGGGAAAAAACCGUAUGCGUGUUUCCAUUGCAGCAAGAGCUUCACGUGUAACUCUGCUCUUAUUAGACAUCUGAGGAUCCACACGGGAGAGAAACCGUAUCAGUGCUCGGAGUGUGGAAAAAGGUUCAAUCUAAAUUCGAAUCUGGUCGUCCAUCAAAAAACCCACGCUGGAGGGAAGCCCUAUAAAUGCAUUUACUGCGGGGAAAGUUUCUAUACAAGGCCACAUUUCGUAGAGCAUCAUAGAGCCAGGCAUUCGGAUGCUAUAAACAUGAAAACAGCCGAAAGCAACGUUAAUUCUAAAUCCAUUAAUUACCAAAUAAACUCUGUAGGAUGGGGUUGAUCAAAUUGGUGGAGAGGAGCCGAAAUCUACUGGAAAACUUUACAUCAGAGGUCCCCAAACUUGGCAACUUUCAGACUUGUGGACUUCAUCUCCCCAAAUUCUCCUCCCAGAAUUCCACAAGUCUUAAAAGUUGCCAAAUUUGGAGGCCCUUGGUUUACACUAACCAUUUUGCAAUAUUCUGUUGCUUCUCAUAGUCCCUAACCCUUAUAUUUGGACAGUGCUAGCCAUUUCUUAGAUGGUUAAGGAUCCUAAAACUUCAUCCUUCUUUAGGUUCUGCUUCUAUAUUUUUAGGGAAACAAUUUCAAAGGAGGUAGAAAGUGCAGGGGGGAAAAAGCACCUUUUGGUUAUCCACAUCAGUGGUGGGUUUCAAAAAAUUUUGGAACCUACUCUG